AUGAAUGUCGAUGAGAUUGCACAGUAUAAAUAUCAACUUGAUCAAGUUAAUCUUGCACUGAAAAAUGAGCCGGAGAAUUCUGAACUCUUAAAACUUAAAACCGAUCUUACAGAACUUAUAAAUCUUACCUCGGCUAUAAUUGAACAAGAAGUUUCACAAACCAUUAAAAAGUCAACACAUUCUUCUCCCAAAGCAAAUUCAACGCCAACCACUCCAAUUUCGGCCACGAUAACAAGUUUUUCAAAACCUCUUCAAGUAGGGGACAAUUGUUUGGCACGCUGGUCGGGAGACGGAUCAUUUUAUCCAGCUCAGAUAACUGCCAUAGGUGGUGGUGAUCAAGUCUUUUCAGUAGUUUUUAAAGGUUUUAAUAACGUUGAGCUUGUUAACGUCCAAGAUAUAAAACCCCUUGAAAAAAACAAAAGGAAGAUUUCAAUUGAUAAGAAGGAAAAAGAGAAGGAUCAUAAAAAAAAGAAAGCCGGCGAUGGUCAAAAGAAAGUGAACGAACAGGUCGCAAAACAAAAGACCUGGUUAGCUUUUGCAAGCGGUCCUUCCGUGGCUCCCGGAAAGAAGACGACGAAAACGAAGAGGCUGGUUCAACCGCCUAUCAACAAGAGAAGUAUUUUCGCCACACCGGAGAAUCCGGAAGGAAAAGGUAAUUCAUCAUUGCGCAAUGAUUUCGAGAAAUACGCAUUAAAAUUUAUUUACGCAAUUCAGUCGGCGUGGUCGGGAGCGGUAAACCCAUGA
Molecule: messenger RNA, 744 nt
Organism: Acaulospora colombiana
Lineage: Eukaryota; Fungi; Glomeromycota; Glomeromycetes; Diversisporales; Acaulosporaceae
Source: the annotation of a GenBank genome assembly